Gasterosteus aculeatus aculeatus (three-spined stickleback) is the source of this 2076-nucleotide messenger RNA. RefSeq names its product chaperonin containing TCP1, subunit 8 (theta) (gene cct8). Gene Ontology annotation, biological process: protein folding. NCBI's taxonomy places the organism in Eukaryota, Metazoa, Chordata, Actinopteri, Perciformes, Gasterosteidae. Gene Ontology annotation, molecular function: ATP-dependent protein folding chaperone; ATP hydrolysis activity; ATP binding. The record is from RefSeq and is a predicted model, not a curated record.
CAGUCGCUCCUCCCCAGUCUCUCCGGCUUUGUACCACGAACUGAACCCACGCCGCAGCUACCAUCUCCAAGAAACCGGGGCUGCUAAAACAUCCCAAAAUGGCUCUUCACGUUCCCAAAGCGCCGGGCUUCGCCCAAAUGUUGAAGGAUGGUGCCAAGCACUAUUCAGGGCUGGAAGAGGCAGUCUUUCGUAACAUCAAAGCCUGCAAGGAGCUUUCUCAGACCACUCGCACCGCCUACGGGCCCAAUGGUAUGAACAAAAUGGUCAUCAACCACUUGGAGAAGCUCUUUGUCACCAAUGACGCAGCAACGAUCCUCAGAGAGCUUGAGGUGCAGCAUCCCGCUGCCAAAAUGGUCGUAAUGGCAUCCCACAUGCAGGAGCAGGAGGUUGGAGACGGUACAAACUUUGUGCUGGUGUUUGCUGGAGCUCUGCUGGAGCUGGCUGAGGAGCUUCUUCGCAUGGGCCUGUCGGUGUCGGAGGUGAUUGAAGGCUAUCAGAAGGCGUGCAAAAAGACUCUGGAGAUCCUGUCCGACUGCGUGUGUUCCUCAGCCGAGAACCUCCACGACGUGAAGGAGGUGACCUCUCUCAUCCGUACAGCCGUCAUGAGUAAGCAGUAUGGCAACGAAGACUUCCUCGCCAACCUCAUCGCACAGGCCUGUGUGUCCAUCUUCCCAGAGUCCGGCAAUUUCAAUGUUGAUAACGUCAGAGUGUGCAAGAUCCUGGGCUGUGGCGUGACGGCGUCCUCCAUGCUGCACGGCAUGGUCUUCAAAAAGGAAGCCGAGGGAGACGUCACGUCGGUAAAAGAUGCCAAAAUCGCCGUCUUCUCCUGCCCCUUUGACUGCAUGGUGACAGAGACCAAGGGCACAGUGCUGAUAAAAAACGCAAAGGAGCUCAUGGACUUCAGUAAGGGGGAGGAGGACAUGAUGGAGGCGCAGGUGAAGGCCAUCAAGGAGUCCGGUGCCAACGUGGUGGUAACUGGGGGGAAAGUGGCUGACAUGGCGCUGCAUUACGCCAACAAGUACAACCUCAUGGUGGUCAGGCUGAGCUCCAAGUGGGACCUCAGGAGGUUAUGCAAGACUCUGGGAUCUAUAGCACUACCCAGACUGACGGCCCCAACGCCCGAGGAGAUGGGUCACUGUGACAACGUCUACACCGCAGAGGUGGGGGACACCCAGGUGGUGGUCUUCAAGCAUGAGAAAGAGGACGGAGUCAUCUCAACGGUGGUGAUUAGAGGUUCCACGGACAACCUGAUGGACGACAUCGAGAGGGCUGUGGAUGACGGAGUCAACACCUUCAAGGUUCUGGUCAGGGACAAGCGACUGAUUCCUGGAGCAGGAGCCACUGAGAUCGAACUGGCCAAACAGAUCACCUCGUAUGGAGAGUCCUGCCCGGGUCUCGAACAAUAUUCCAUCAAGAAGUUUGCUGAAGCCUUCGAGGCUUUGCCCCGGUCGCUGGCUGAGAACUCUGGUGUGAAGGGGAGCGAGCUCAUCUCCAAAAUGUACUCUGCGCAUCACGACGGAAACAAAAACAUCGGCUUCGACAUCGAGGGAGAAGGCCCCGCUGUGAAAGACAUGCUUGAAGCCGGCAUCUUGGAGCCUCACCUGGUCAAAUACUGGGGCAUCAAACUGGCAACCAACGCUGCCAUCACAGUACUGAGAGUGGACCAGAUCAUCAUGGCUAAGGCUGCAGGGGGACCCAAGGCUCCCAAGCAGAGAGGCCACUGGGACAAAGACGAUUGGGACGAGGCGCCUGAUAAUUUUGACUCCCACCAUUAGACGGCGUGCACACACAUACACACACACGCCCUCAAUCAUCAUGGCUAAACCAGCAGGGGGACCCAAACCCCCCCAGGGCAAGAAGGACUUUGAUGAGGACGACUGAAACUGAUGCUCCUAUAACCCCCAACGCUCACACAAAACGUUUUCUACUUGUUUAUUUAAAGCUCAACAGUUUGAUUUAUUUUGUAGAAAUGACAUCAUAUUGACUUACAUGAAAGUCAAAUGUACGGAUGGCACUGUUCGCUUUUCUUUUUUUGUUCUAUGUCCCAAAUAAAAGGCCCUUGGGCUGUUACGCCUU